Messenger RNA from Acanthochromis polyacanthus (spiny chromis), 1261 nucleotides. Its product is annotated as histidine-rich glycoprotein-like. The transcript is spliced from 4 exons. NCBI's taxonomy places the organism in Eukaryota, Metazoa, Chordata, Actinopteri, Pomacentridae. The coding region runs from base 155 to 1069 and encodes 304 amino acids. The record is from RefSeq and is a predicted model, not a curated record.
UCUGGAGGGGACAAUUGUUUUUGGGAAAGCUUUUCAGAUAGGGUCAGGCCUUGAGUCACACAUCAGUGAUGGGACCAGGAGGACGUCUUCAAAUGGCUCUGUGGAGGAUGAAACUUCUUAUCAAGCAGACUCUGUCGGCUGGGAAAAAGGGUAUAUGCAUGAUAUUAGUUCUGGAGAAGCAGAAUGGAAGCACUUGUCACCUACCCUGCAGUGUCUGAAGGAUCAGAUGAAGUUUAGAGUUGUUGGUCCAGCAGUUUCACACCUUUUGUUGGAACGAGGAUAUAGGUCACCACUACCACUGUCCCACAUCCCUCCGAGCUGUGGCUACAAAGUGCAGAAGAACUCCAUGGCACUUCAUAUGUUGGUCCCUUAUAAUGGCUGCAACGUGUAUCAAAAGGGUGGAAGUUAUGUGGUGCCACUGAGCUUCAAAGGAUAUCCAAUCUCCCUCGUGUGUCCCAAACCUGCUCAUACAACUCCUGCCCCACAUUACACUGUACCUGCUCACCUUGCAAAACACCCCAACCUCAAAUUCCCCCCCUUCUAUUUGUUUCCAUAUCCAAAGUACCCAGUUCUACCAGACCAUGCACACAAGCCAGAAUUGCCCAAAUACCCACUAUACCACCAUUUGCUUCCCCAUCAUUACUACCUGCCUGACCCUCCAAAAACUACUUUGCCAAGCACUGAAAGUGAGCAUCACUAUGCUCAUUCCCAUUUGUUUGCUUUACCCCUCUAUCAACAUGUCCCUCCACAUUAUCUCUGGCAUUACCAUGAGUCUGACCAUACUGACACAACCAAACCACAGGUGCCCUAUCAUCAUGUGCUGCCUUAUGUUUCUCCCUUUCACCAUCCACAGUAUCCAAAACAUCCUGUGCCAUAUGUGACCGCACCAACGACCACCACGGUGACUCCUCAUAGCCAUCCACACUAUCCUCCUCAUAGCCAUCCACACUAUCUUCUACACCAUCUUCCACACUAUCCUCCUCAUGGCCAUCCACACUUUCCUCCACAUGGUCACAAACACCAUUUACAUGGCGACCACAUUCAAUUGGAGCAAAUCCCCCUUCCUUAAUGCUCGUCUGAUGAAAUGGUUUAAAGAAGAUAAGUGACCAUGUCAGGUGAAGUUCUUCAAGUUUAGCUGUUAAAAACAGAUGUUGGCACUUUUGACUUUACAAAGCAAUGAAGGUGACUGUAGCAGAGGUAAAUGAUCUACAUGAGGCAAUAUUCUGUUCUCAAACUAAAAUAAAGUACAAUUUUAAAGUGA